CUGAUAAUAACAUUUAUGAUAGAGGACUCUCAUCCCGUCGUGUCACCUAACGCAUGCAGGUUGUACUUCAAGUGCACGUUCAGCCGCGAGCGGAGUUGCGCGGCGAAGAAGCAAGUGCAGCAGCGGGACGCCGGCGAGCCGCCCAUGUUCCUUGUCACCUACCUCAACGAGCACACGUGCCAGCAGCCGCAAGCUGUUCCCGGCACGCCCAACACUGCAGGUAGCUCGCCGACGACGACGAGCCGGCAACGACAGUCGUCCUCCUCCCCGCCGGCGGAAAUGUUGGACCUGACGAUGAACGGCGCCGGCCUCUUUAGCCGUCUUCUUUUACCCCACGCCGUCGGCGGCGGCGGCAGCGCCGCCGAAGAGGAGGCCGCCAUCGUCACGUGCCUCGCGGCGGUCAUCAGCGGAGGAGGCGCCGCAGCCGCUCCGCCGCCGUUGAUCUGGCCGACAUCGGCCCCAGAGGCGGCGUUCGUGGCGUCCGCGGCGGGACACUCGCCGAGCGCCGCGGACGAGAGCGUGGCGGACGAGGCGGCGGCGGCGCAGAUGGCCGACAUGGACUACUGUUUCGGCCAGUACGAUCAGUCAACGUUCGGGGCGGCAGCAGCAGCGGAUCACCGUGUGUUGAUCGGUGACGACGGCGACGUGCAGCGCAUCGUCGCGGCGCGGAUCGCGGACACGGUGUGGCCGCGGUACACGCGCGACACGAGUGCAUGGGAGACUGCUGGGACGUCGUCGAUGAGAGGAUCGAUCGAUUGAUCGUACGCAUAUAUGGUACAAAUUUAAGAAUUACCAGUGCAUGGAACGAACUCUCGUGCAAUGCAACACUGUACAUUUGCAAUUGUGUUGCAUUGUACGAGAGGACGUUCCAUCAGGCCGACAUCUGUACUGGACUGUGACAUCAGGCCGACCGGUUGGACGUGAACGUACGUACCAGGACGAGCAGGCAGCCGGUCGUCACAGUAGCUGUCUGGCUUAAUUAGCUAGGAAAUUUAAUCAUUGUGGUUGAGUUCGUGCAUGUAUGGGAUUGUGGUUGAGUUCGUGCAUGUAUGGGUGUGUUGACUCGUGGAUCGCGAGUUGUGUUAGCACUAGCAAUGACUG
Messenger RNA from Oryza sativa Japonica Group (Japanese rice), 1101 nucleotides. The record is from RefSeq and is a predicted model, not a curated record. Lineage: Eukaryota; Viridiplantae; Streptophyta; Magnoliopsida; Poales; Poaceae.